Molecule: messenger RNA, 732 nt
Organism: Amaranthus tricolor (Joseph's coat)
Lineage: Eukaryota; Viridiplantae; Streptophyta; Magnoliopsida; Caryophyllales; Amaranthaceae
Product: 40S ribosomal protein S23-like
Exons: 4
Coding region: 151-579 (142 amino acids)
Biological process (GO): translation
Cellular component (GO): ribosome; cytosolic small ribosomal subunit
Molecular function (GO): structural constituent of ribosome
Source: RefSeq, a predicted model, not a curated record
UCUGUUUUAUAUAAAUCUCUUCACUCUCAUCCUCCUCCCCCUGCUCCUCCUCCUACCAAAAAUUAGGGUUUUAAAAAUUGGCCGGAGAGGGAGAGAUCCUUAGAACCCCCACCAUCUUCGUAGCUUCAAGCAUCUCUAUUUUCAUCAAUCAUGGGGAAGACACGUGGUAUGGGAGCUGCCCGCAAGCUCAAGUCCCACCGUAGAAGGCAAAGGUGGUCUGACUUACAAUACAAGAAGUCUCACCUUGGAAAUGAAUGGAAGAAGCCAUUUGCUGGCUCUUCACAUGCUAAGGGAAUUGUCCUGGAGAAGAUCGGUAUUGAAGCUAAACAGCCAAACUCUGCUAUCCGUAAGUGUGCUAGAGUUCAAUUGAUCAAGAAUGGGAAAAAGAUUGCUGCUUUUGUGCCCAAUGAUGGUUGUUUGAACUUCAUUGAAGAGAAUGAUGAAGUUUUGAUUGCUGGAUUUGGACGAAGAGGUCAUGCUGUCGGAGAUAUUCCCGGAGUUCGUUUUAAGGUUGUGAAGGUUGCAGGAGUAUCAUUGCUUGCCUUGUUUAAGGAGAAGAAGGAAAAGCCAAGGUCUUAGGUUUGAGAAAUAUGUUUAGGGCACUUUGAGAAAUAGUAGUGGAAACUGUUGUCAAGCUGUUUUUUGUGAACUUUGUUUUCAUUUACAUCAACUCAUGUAGUGAUUAUGCAACCAAUUUCUAUUAUGAUAGUUUUUACACAAAUUCUUGUCUAA